Molecule: messenger RNA, 703 nt
Organism: Prionailurus viverrinus (fishing cat)
Lineage: Eukaryota; Metazoa; Chordata; Mammalia; Carnivora; Felidae
Exons: 5
Coding region: 29-652 (207 amino acids)
Source: RefSeq, a predicted model, not a curated record
GCCCCUUCCAAGUGUCCGAUCCACAGAAAUGCAGAAGGCCACGCUGAGUCCACUGGUGGCCGUCCGGACAACUCCAAGAACCACCCCUCUCCAGCACCUUUCUCUUGUCCACCAGGAGGAAGAAGGGUGGAAGGCUAAGCUGGCAACACAAAGCAGGGAACAAGACUUCCCAGUGUCUAGAAGGCCCCUCCCGUCCGGAGCUGCCCAACCCUGGCUGGUUGCUUGUCUUCCGGUUGGAAGGACUGAGUGGCCGGCCACCAGGACUGCAGGUACCAGACCUGAACCUGGUGCUGUGCCAUUCUGUCACCACUUGUCUGAGGACGGAGCCAGUAUGGAAGAUGAACGGAGAGACAGAAAAGGCCUGGGUCCUGUUUCAGUCUCUAGGUCAGCUGGGCUCUGUCACUUGCAACUCAAAGGGCUGUACCUGAGGAAAAAAGUAAGGUACGCGGCACAAGGACAAAGCAUACACAUACUGAGCACUAGCCAUGAGUCAGGGACAGUGUUACGUGUUUUCUUCACAAAACUCUGGGAGAUAGUGAUUGGUAAGGCCGGGGUGAGCCAUUCCGACUCCAGAGCCAGCUCCUUCCACUCUGUCUCCUGCCUGGAAAACAGUAGGAGUCACAGCAGGUUUCUGGAGAGAGAAGGGGCAUGAUCAAACUGUGUUUUGCGAAUGCUGAUCUAACAGAAGGAUGCUGGGAAGCAA